Messenger RNA from Cylicocyclus nassatus, 1539 nucleotides. NCBI's taxonomy places the organism in Eukaryota, Metazoa, Nematoda, Chromadorea, Rhabditida, Strongylidae. The record is from the annotation of a GenBank genome assembly.
AUGGGUUUUCCUGAAGACAUAGUGAUGGAGGAACCAACCAUUCCGGCUCUAGAAUUCACGGAAGCACUGCAAGUAUCUUAUAACCCUGAUAUGGGACUCUACGAAAACGUAAAAGAGUGCGACUGUAGUCAGAUCUGUAAAGAAGUCAUUGAUUCAAUGAAGAUGAGCAGAUGGCCCAAAGGCUCGCGAAAAAAGGGAGCGAGAUACGGACGUGACGGGAAAGAACUAAUAAGACGCGCCCUCGACUUCGCCAAAGAAUUGAAGAACAGGCUGAAAGAAACUUGCGCAAGAGUCGUCUUCCAGCAACCCACUGAGAUAACCGCACUUGCCCUAGGCAUUUCACGGAGGACCUUAAAUCGGAUGGGCUACGAACUGCAAGAAGAACCAAGGCGACAGAAGAGUGUUUACAACAGGAAGAAAAUGACGAUGGCCACGGUUACAAGAUACGGUCCGCAGUGGGGAGAUAUAGUGAAGCAAGCAAUUCAUGGAAGACUACGAAACGAGGAAAACGUGACUAUUGCAGAUUUACACGAAGAGCUGUCAUCGGCCCAUGAAGACUUCACUUUGUCACGAGCUACCCUGCAUAGGCUCGUGCGGGGGCUGGGAUUCUCCUUCAAGAAGAAUCCAGGGCAAAAAUUCAUUUUUGAAAGAUCUGAUUUGGUCGCGAAAAGGGAUCACUACUUGAGAGCGAUCGCCUCAGCAAGAGAAAGGGGGGAGUACCUAGUGUACAUGGACGAAACCUGGGUGUUCAGCGGGAUGACCAAACCCAAAGGCUGGAACGACAACAACAUCCCCAGGUUUGCCCCUCGAUCCACCUUUGCUAGGUACUCCUAUGGGAAGACGGCCAGCAAGAAUAAAGGAAGAAGGGCGAUAGUGAUUGGUGCACUGGCGGAGGACGGCAUCAUACCCGAGUGCACGAGGGUAUUUGUGAGCGGAAUGGUUGAUGAUGGCGAUUACCACAGGGAAAUGAACCAUACGCUCUUCGAAUCUUGGCUGCGCGAUUGUUGUCGAUCGCGAUUGAUUCGCGAUCGACAUGAAAGCGCGAGCAAAUCGCAGGCGCGUUUGUCUGGUUAUGGACAACGCGCCGUACCAUACGCGACAGGAGGAGAAAGUGCCUACAUCUUCAUCAACCAAGGCGCAAAUAAGGGAAUUCCUCGAGAAAAAAGGAAUAGCUGUGGAGAGAACAGCUACAAAACAAAUUCUGCUGAUGGAGGUAAUCGCUUUUGUUUAAUGAAAAAGAACCUAAACGACGCGAUUCAGCUGAACAGUUAUGUCGAAGAAGCAGGCGGAUAUUCGGCACUCCGUAGCUACGCUACGGAGAGAAUAUGCAAUGAAUUGGGAGUAAAUCUAAUAAGACUUCCCCCUUUUCAUUGCUUUUUCAAUCCCAUCGAGCUUUGCUGGGGUCAGCUGAAGGGAUUCCUGAACAAGUGUGGGAAAAUAACCGACAAUAUUGGUGUGGUACAUAACCAACUAAAGCUCACCCAACCCCAAUCACCUUUGUACCCAACCCCAAAACAAGAAUGGAUACGCAGAAUUUAG